Molecule: messenger RNA, 1238 nt
Organism: Equus caballus (horse)
Lineage: Eukaryota; Metazoa; Chordata; Mammalia; Perissodactyla; Equidae
Source: RefSeq, a predicted model, not a curated record
CAGGAGGAGGAGACUGCAGCUUAACACAGUGAGUGAUUUUGGGAAAUGGGGCAAUGCAGCGUUCAGAAUUGUUUCACCUUAGGGCUGAGGUUGCCGGACUACACUAAAUCUUGAGAUUUGUUGGUUGAAGUCCAUGCAGGUGAGAAUUCCUCAGCACUUCUGGACUGCCACCUGUAAGAACAGCAAGGUUUUCAGUGCUUCUAGGAGGAAAAAGUCUGCAGAUACAGAGUUGAAGAUCCUGGUUGGUCAGAGUUAUAUUUUGAGGGGUAUGGGUGAGGAAAUGAUAACUUCCGAUUCAAGUGAAGACAACUUUCAGAUUCCUUAGCCUCCAGCUCAACUCCAUGAACCAUCACCGUUCUUGAACAAAUCACACAUCGUGUCUUACCUGCAUCGAUACUGGGACAUCAUUUUUCAUGGCAGCUUUUCAGACCACUCCAUGGAGAUUGAUUUCUUGGAUCUUAGGAAUAAUGUGCAUUUCGUUGCUGGCUACUUUGGGAAUUUUGUUGAAAAAUUUAUUUACUAAACCAAGUAUUGAGCCAACAAUCUCUCCCAGACUCAACACAGAACGCCAGCAAGGCUCUGACUGCUGUUCUUGCCAAGAAAGGUGGAUUGGGUAUCAAUGCAACUGUUACUUCAUUUCUAAUGAAUUAAAAACUUGGGCAGACAGUAAGGAUUUCUGUAUUUCUAAAAAUUCCAGUCUACUUCAGAUACAAAAUGAAGAUGAGCUGCAGCGCUUUAUGAAGUACAGUAAAAAUUUUUACUGGAUUGGACUCUCGUACAGUGAAGAACAUCACACCUGGUUAUGGGAGAAUGGCUCUGCUGUCUCCCCAAAUCUAUUUCCAUUCCCUCAAACUGCAAAUCCAAAGAACUGCAUAGCAUAUAGCCCAAGCAACAGUAUUUUGGAUGAAGACUGCCAAGGGGAAAAUCGUUACAUCUGUAAGCAACAGCUUACUUAGGUAUUUCUUGGAACAAAAGGGGUGGUCAAUGAAAAUCUAGAAUUCCUUAGAAUGGUACUGUUCCCUCUUACAUGAGUAGUAAUCACCUAUUGCUGGCAUCUGUAAAAUGUUUCAAACUAUGUUGUAUCAUCCAUUUUUUCUUUAUUUGAAACUGUGUGUUUUAAAAUUGAUGAGAUUUGUGCACCUACACUUGAAAUUAUAAAGUGCUAAGAUAAAGAAUUUCAUGAAUAUUUUGAUUUAAUGCAUAUGUUUAGUGUGAAAUUGAAUAAAGAUUUAUGCAUA